AUGGCAGGCGACACACGGAGGCAAAGAGAGCCGGUCUCCCUUGCACCUGUGGCUCAUGGCCUGGAUAACAUGGGGGCUGAGUUCUUGGAAAUCAUGGAGGAAGGCCGGCUUCCACAGGGUAACUCAAGCUUGUCUGAGGGUGGAGGCAGCUGGGACAAAGCCUCGAAGCCCAUCUCCAGAUGGAGGAGUCUGCAGCUCACAGGGCGGGUGAGAAGCCUCUGCAGGGAGCACAAGCAGCUGUUUAGAUGGAUCCUCACAGGCCUGCUCUGCACCGCGUACAUUGCUUUCUUGAUCACCGCCUGCCUCCUGGACUUCCAGAGGGCCCUGGCCCUGUUGGUCAUCACCUGUGUGGUUCUCAGCUUUCUGGCCUAUGAUCUGCUGAAGAGGCUUCUGAGGUCCAGGCUGAGGAGGUGUGUGAAGUUUCAAGGCCAUUCUCAUCUGAACCUCUGGCUGAAAAGAGGUCUAGCCUUUGCUGCCAUCCUGGGCCUGAUCUUGUGGCUAUCUCUGGACACCUCUCAGCGGCCAGAACAGCUAGUGUCCUUUGCAGGGAUCUGUGUGUUCCUUGUCCUUCUUUUUGCUGGUUCCAAGCAUCACCGUGCUGUGUCAUGGCGGACUGUGUCCUGGGGCCUUGGGCUGCAGUUUGUGCUUGGCCUCUUUGUCAUCAGGACAGAACCAGGAUUUGUUGCGUUCCAGUGGCUAGGGGAUCAGAUCCAGGUCUUCCUGAGCUAUACCAUGGCCGGCUCCAGCUUUGUCUUCGGGGAGGCUCUAGUCAAGGAUGUCUUUGCCUUUCAGGUUUUGCCCAUCAUUGUUUUCUUCAGCUGUGUCAUGUCGGUCCUCUACUACUUGGGCCUCAUGCAGUGGGUGAUCCUGAAGAUUGCCUGGCUGAUGCAGGUCACCAUGGGCACCUCAGCCACGGAAACCCUGAGUGUGGCAGGAAACAUCUUUGUGAGCCAGACCGAAGCUCCUCUGCUCAUCCGGCCCUACCUGGCAGAUAUGACUCUCUCUGAAGUCCAUGUUGUCAUGACAGGAGGCUAUGCUACUAUUGCUGGUAGCCUCCUGGGCGCCUACAUCUCCUUUGGGAUUGAUGCUGCCUCCUUAAUUGCUGCCUCCGUAAUGGCAGCCCCUUGUGCUUUGGCCCUCUCCAAGCUGGUCUACCCAGAGGUGGAGGAGUCCAAGUUCCGGAGAAAGGAAGGAGUGAAGCUGACUUAUGGAGAUGCUCAGAACCUCCUGGAAGCAGCCAGCGCUGGGGCUGCCAUCUCAGUGAAGGUCGUUGCCAACAUUGCUGCCAAUCUGAUUGCCUUCCUGGCUGUGCUGGCCUUCAUCAAUGCUGCCCUCUCCUGGCUGGGGGACAUGGUGGAUAUCCAGGGACUCAGCUUCCAGCUCAUCUGCUCCUACAUCCUACGGCCUGUGGCCUUCUUGAUGGGCGUGGCCUGGGAGGACUGUCCUGUGGUGGCUGAGCUGCUGGGCAUCAAGCUUUUUCUGAAUGAGUUUGUGGCCUAUCAAGAGCUUUCCCAGUACAAGCAGCGACGCCUGGCAGGGGCUGAGGAGUGGCUCGGCGACAAGAAACAGUGGAUCUCUGUCAGAGCGGAAAUCCUGACCACAUAUGCUCUCUGUGGAUUCUCCAACUUCAGCUCCAUCGGCAUCAUGCUGGGAGGCCUGACCUCUCUGGUCCCUCAGCGGAGGAGUGACUUCUCCCAGAUUGUGCUCCGGGCGCUGAUCACUGGUGCCUUCGUGUCCCUGGCCAAUGCUUGUGUGGCAGGGAUCCUCUACGUGCCCAGGGGGCUUGAAGUGGACUGUGUGUCUCUUCUGAAUCAGACCCUCACCAGCAGCAGCUUUGAGGUGUACCAGUGCUGUGGCCAGGUCUUCCAGAACACCAGCUUGGAGUUCGGCCCAGAGGCACUGGACAACUGCUGUCUAUUUUACAAUCGCACAAUCUGCACAUAGCUGGAACUGAACAUCUUCCUGCCC
Phodopus roborovskii (desert hamster) is the source of this 1968-nucleotide messenger RNA. RefSeq names its product solute carrier family 28 member 1 (gene Slc28a1). Gene Ontology annotation, biological process: cytidine transport; pyrimidine nucleobase transport; nucleoside transmembrane transport. Lineage: Eukaryota; Metazoa; Chordata; Mammalia; Rodentia; Cricetidae. Bases 1 to 1944 code for a protein of 647 amino acids. Gene Ontology annotation, molecular function: pyrimidine- and adenosine-specific:sodium symporter activity. Gene Ontology annotation, cellular component: membrane. The record is from RefSeq and is a predicted model, not a curated record. The transcript has 17 exons.